Messenger RNA from Miscanthus lutarioriparius, 2112 nucleotides. The record is from the annotation of a GenBank genome assembly. Lineage: Eukaryota; Viridiplantae; Streptophyta; Magnoliopsida; Poales; Poaceae.
AUGGAGACCGCAACGGGGGCACUAUCGAGGGUCAUCACCAGGCUUCGUGUUCUUCUCACCGACGAGUACAAUCUGCCAAAGAGGAUGAGAAAGAAGAUUAUGUUUCUUCAAUCUGAGCUCGAGAGCAUGGAGUUUGCCCUCAAGAAGCUCUCCAAUACACCGACAGACCAGCUUAACAUCCAGGACAAGAUCUGGGCCAGAGAUUUGAGCGAGCUGUCUGAUUACAUAGAGGACAUUAUUGACACACUCAUGAUGUCUGAUUACAUAGACCAGCUCAACGAGUCAGCAGAGUCGAGUCGUAUACGGAGAUAUAUUGCCACAACUCGGAUCAGAGACAUCAAGAGCCGUGUCUCAGAGGUGCACAAGAGGUGUCCCAGGUACGAUGUUAACCUUGGUGUUGAUAAACCUACCAAACCUACUGUGGACCCACGUUUAUUUUCGCAGUACACAAUGAUUAAAGACCUCGUUGGCAUUGAUGAAACUAGAGAUGAGUUAAUCAAGAUUUUGAUGGGAGAGAACGGAGUGCCCUCACAGCAAGGCAAGAUAGUCUCCAUUGUUGGAUUUGGUGGGAUGGGCAAGACAACUCUUGCUAAUGCAGUGUAUGAGAAGAUUAGUGCACAAUUCGAUUGCUAUGCUUUUGUAUCAGUGUCUCAAACUCCUGACCUGAAUAAACUAUUCAAGGACAUCCUGUAUCAACUUGAUAGGAAUAAAUACGAUGACAGCAUCAAUGAAACUUUUGUUUACGAGCAACAGCUCAUCAAUGAACUCAGAGAAUUCCUUCAACAUAGAAGGUAUUUUCUUGUUAUUGACGACAUAUGGGAUAUCUCAGUCUGGCAAACGAUUAGACGUGCCUUGCCUGAUAAUGAUAUUGGAUACAUAAUUAUCACAACAACGCGUAAUUUUGGUGUUGCGGAAGAAGUUGGUGGUGCUUACAAGUUGAAACCCCUUUCCCUGAGUAACUCCCAAAAGUUGUUGUACAGAAGAAUAUUUGGUAACGAAAACAAGGACAACAUUGAAGACAUAGAAAAAUGUCUGAAUAAGGAGCUGGCUGAAGUAUCCAAGAGAAUACUACAGAAAUGUGGUGGUGUUCCCUUGGCUAUUGUUACAGUAGCUAGUCUUCUAGCAUCUAAAGCAAGAAAUGAGAUUGAUUGGUAUGAUGUGUACAACUCUAUUGGCACUGGUCUUAGCGAUAGUACUGAUGUGCCGAAGGCUUUAUUCAAUGUGAAAACCAAGACUUUGGAUGUGAGGGGCAACAAUAUGUUUAGCUUGCCAUCAACUGUUGUUCAGCUCAAAAAUUUGAUGUGCCUGUACAUUGAUGAGUUUACAAGAGUGCCAAAUGGGAUUAGGAGCCUAACAAACCUUGAAGUGCUGUCAACUUUAGACAUUACCGUCUCCAUUGACAUUAUAGAAGAGUUGGGCCAGCUAAUGAAACUGAGAGUGCUUCAUAUUUUGCUGUUCAUUGGUUGGAGUGGGAAGCUGGUGGAGUGCCUAUCCAAGCUGCAAAAUAUCGAAUAUCUAUACAUCAAGAUUUUUGGAGAUAAUCAAUGGGACUUUGCUGGAUUGGAUGCCUGGGUUGCCCCUCGACAUCUCUGUAGAUUGGAUAUAGAAUGGCCAUGCUGGUUCUCAACACUGCCAGCAAGGAUGAAUCAGUCUUAUCUACUGGACCUUGUAUACCUAUCCAUUGCUGUGAGGGAUUUAGGGCAGGUCAAUCUCGAAACCCUUGGGAGGUUGCCAGCUCUCCGUCUGCUAAAACUGUCGGUGGAUCCAAAAAAUCUUGGAACCCAUGGGGGAUUCAUCAUUGGUGCUGGAUUAUUCCCAUGCCUUGUAUUGUUCCAGUUCGGAGGAUCUAUAGGGCCUAUAGUGUUUCAGCAAGGAGCUAUGCCAAGGCUGGAAAUUCUUAACUUUGAGUUCUGUGUACAGGGGGCUAGACAAAUCACCUGCAAUGGUGAUGGUCCUGAGUUGGGUCUGGGGAACCUGUCAUCACUCCAGGAUGUCAAAAUUUAUUUGCGUUCUAGAGGCGCUAGCAAGGAAGAGGUAAGGGAAUUGGAGGCUGCGCUGAGGCAUGCAGUUGAAAUCCAUCCCAAUCUUCCCAAGCAUCAGAUAUGCGGAUGA